CCGAGGAACCUGAUGUUCUCCACUCACUCCACGGGGCGGCCGCUGAUGCUGAGGGGAGCGUGCUCAGGCUGAGUCCUCCGGAAGUCGCUGCUCAUUUCCUGAGCCUUGUCCGCGUUCAGCAGCAGGUUGUUCAGUCUGCACCAGCUGAUCCACUUCCUCCCCGUACACCGAUUCGUCGUUUCCCCGGAUGAGUCCCGCCGCUGUGGGGUUUGUGUUCGCUCUCCUCUCGGCGAACUGUCGUCGAAGUCGGUGCGUGUGUUUACCUCCCCGCUGGCUGCCUUUGUUCGCUGGAAGGCUCAAAGUGCGCAGAGCAGGAGGAAGAUGUGCGCCGUGCGGCUGCUGCGGGUGUCGGUACACGAGCGGAUCAGCGCCGCCGCAGAAGACUUUCUGCUGCAGGUGGAGAAAGGAGGAGAAACGGCUGAAAUCCCGGCGCUGAGAGCGCUGCUCACCGAGCGGCUAACGGCGGCGGCGGAGGAGAUCAUCGGUCUGUUGGAGGAAACCGUGGCGGAGUACGAAGGCAGAGUGGAGCGGUCAGAGCGGGAGAUCUGCCGCCAGAGGAGGCUGCUCGAUGCCGUGCUGAAGCCCGAAGUCCGGCUGCACAGAGCAGCUUUACCCUCAGAUAUCCUCAAAGUGAUCGUUGGCGAGGACGAGCUGCAGCAGAGGAGCCCCAGCCCGGACCAGGAGGACGCAGAGCCCCCACACAUCAAAGAGGAGGAGGAGGAGCUGUGGAGCAGUCAGGAGGGAGAGCAGCUUCAGGGCCUGGAGGAGGCUGAAAUCAGCAGGUCCACAUUCAGUCCUGUCCCUGUGAAGACUGAGGACGAUGAAGAGAAGCCUCAGUCCUCACAGCUCCAUCACACGCAGCAGGAGGCGCAGCAGGAGGCGGAGCCUUCAGGCUGCGGCUCUGCUGAACUGAUCAAACCAGAAGCUGAUGCAGAAUCUGAAGCUUCCACGAACUCAGACACACAUUUACAACCCGGUGCUGAAGACAAAGCUUCAGACUCCUCAGACACUGAGGUCAGUGACGGAGACUGGGAGGACACCAGGGAACCUGAGGCAGGUGUGAAGCCUCUGAGGAACAGCAGAGUCACUGUCAUUGACUUUAACUGUAACACCGUGGAGAGGUCGUUCAGCUGCUCCGAGUGCGGCCAGAGGUUUGGUCGGAAGCCACAUCUGAACGCACACAUGAGGAUUCACACGGGAGAGAAACCGUUCAGCUGCUCCUUCUGCGGCAAGAGAUUUUCUCAGAAGGGAAACUCGGUGAGUCACAUGAGGCUUCACACAGGAGAGAAACCCUUCAGCUGCUCCGUCUGCAAGAAGCGUUUUAGGUACAGUGGAGAUGUGAGCAGGCACAUGAGAAUUCACACGGGCAAGAAGAAAAGCAGCGGCACCGACACGGGCUCAGAACCCACCAGAACCUCAGGUCCACACAGGCGUGUUCCACCGAGCGCCGACGAUCAAACCCCAGAACCCGAGGCCGACGCCGCUGAUGAUGGUUGGAGGGAAAGCGGCGAACCUCUGUCACAUUUAAACUCCCAGAGAAACGAGGACGUGUCUGCAGGUGAAACAAGAUGCAGCAGCGACAAAGAGUCAUUCAGCUGCUCGGAGUGCGGGAGAACGUUCUGCCGCAAGGACCAUCUGAUGAGCCACAUGAGAACGCACACGGGAGAGAAACCGUUCAGCUGCUCGGUGUGUCAGAAGCGUUUCAGCUGCAGUGGCAACAUUUUGGCACACAUGAGAAUCCACACGGGAGAGAAACCGUUUCAGUGCUCGUUCUGCAGCAAAAGCUUCAGCCAGAAAGGAACUUUACAGCUGCACAUGAGAAUCCACACCGGGGAGAAACCCUUCAGCUGCCCGUUCUGUGACAAAAGAUUUGCCCAUAAAAGACGGAUGACGCUGCACAUGUCCGUCCACACGGAGGAGAAACGCUUCAGCUGCAGCGUCUGUGACAAAAGAUUCACUUGGUAUACACAACUCAAAACACACAAGUGCGUCGGAGGGUCCUCGCAGCUUCGCCAGAGCCAGACUGAGAAGAAGGUUCCUGCCAAGGAAUCGUUCAGCUGCUCCGAGUGUGGGAAGACGUUCAGCCUGAAGGGCAACCUGAAGACACACAUGAGAAUCCACACUGGAGAGAAACCGUUCAGCUGCUCGGUGUGUGGGAAAAGCUUCAAACAAAACGUGCAUCUGACCGAGCACAUGACGAUUCACACCGGAGAGAAACUCUACAAAUGCAGCGUCUGUGGAAAAGGAUUCAAUAAGAAGCUGCUGGUGAAGAAUCACACUUCCGAUGUUACAGUCUCCGAGCCACAGAAGCUGGGACCGGAUGUGAUCCGGGUCCGAAUAACGGUUUUCUCCUGCGACUCUGUGAAAAUGUCCGGACUCCGGGACCUGAAAGACUCGCUCAGGCGGCGGCUGCUGUCCGCGGUCCGCCACGAUCUGUUCGGACAUUUCGAGAGGACAGUGUCCGACUAUGAGAAGGAGCUGGACAGGAGCCGGAAACUGCUGGACAUGGUCUCAAAUACCGACUCAAAGCGGCGAGGAGCAGACGUCCAGCAGCAGUUGGUGAGGAAAGACGAGAGUCCCUCUGAGCGGCGGGACAGGAGUCCCCGACUGGACCAGGAGGACCCAGAGCCCCUACACAUCAAAGAGGAAGAGGAGGAGCUCUGUCUCACUCAGAGACCAGCAGGAGCUGAUGGAGGGAACUGUGGAGGAUCAGAAUCCAGCACAAACCCAGAUUCAGACCGACGUUCAAGAGCAGACGCUCGCGACAAGGCUUCGGACUGUGAGAGCGGGGACAGCGAUAGAGACUGGGAGGAUCCUCACAGAAAGUUUCGUUGCUCCAAAUGUGGUAAAACGUGUUCACAGAGGGGGAAUUUGAACAUACACAUGAGAACUCACACAGGAGAAAAACCCUUCAGCUGUUCUGUGUGUGGGAAAAGGUUUACGCAGAAAGUUGGUCUGCACUACCACCUGAAAAUCCACACAGGAGAGAAACCAUUCAGCUGCUCCGUGUGUGGGAAAAGCUUCAGACAGAAAGGACCUUUGAAAUACCACAUGCUGACCCACACAGGGGUGAAACCAUUCAGCUGCAGCGUCUGUAAUAAAAGAUUCAGGUGGUCGUCUCAGAUCAGAGUCCAUAAGUGUGUCGACGAGUCACCACAGCAUCACCGUGGCAAACGUGAGAAACCGCUGAGCUGCUCCGAGUGCGACGAGACGUUUCCCAACAAUUCGCUCCUGAAGAUUCACACGAGGAUUCACAAAGGAAAGAAGCUGCUCACCUGCUCAGUUUGUGGUUUACAGCGACAGUUCAGUUCCCAGAUGGAGAUACACAUGAGAAGCCACACAGGGGAGAGACCGUACAGCUGCUCUAUCUGUGGGAAAAAGUUUACACAGCGGGGGAUCAUGAUGCAGCACAUGGCGAUCCACUCAGGGGUGAAACCGUUCGGCUGCAGCGACUGUGGGAGAAGAUUCUUUUGGCACUUUCAGAUCAAAAAACACAAGUGUGCCGGCAGGUCACAGCCAAUCAGAGUCCACUUCACUGCAGAGGACUGUGGACGAUCAGGACUGAGCAGGACCCUCGAUCCAGAUAAACGCUUCAAACUAGAUCUGAAUAAAAAGACUGAAGCGUUUGAUGAAAGCGACGACACUGUUGACAUCGAGUUUUGGAAAGAUGUCAGACAGCAUCAGUCCGGUCUGACGUAUCAGAGGAAAAGAAAAGUCUGUGCAGAUGAUGGAAAUAAUCCUGGAAAGAAAGCGAUGAACUGCUCUGAUGGCGACGCGACAACUGGAUCUAAGGACGAGGAAAGUGACGACGGACAAAGACAAAGACCGCCGGCUUCAACUGAGUCCAAACACGAAGACGUCUCUGUGAGAGACGCUGCGUUUGACUCUGACGGGAAACCAUUCGUGUCCUCUGAGGGUCAGAAAGCAGCUGAGGUCAGUCACACGCUUCAGACGCACCUGAGGUGUCGCACAGGAGAGAAACCAUUCAGCUGCUUCUUCUGCGGGAAAGGAUUCACCACAGGUGGGAAUCUGACGAGACACGUGUCCGUGCACACGGGAGAGAAACUACUCAGCUGCAUCAUCUGUGAGCAAAGCUUCGCCGCGGAGUCAGAGUGUUUCAGUCACACGUGUGUCGGUGCACCGCCGCACAUCACUGCCAGCAAAGCGUUCAGCUGCUCUCAGUGCGGAAAAGCAUUUGUCCGUAAGCAUCAACUGCAGGUUCACACGCGGCUUCACUGCGGAGUGAAACCGCUCGGCCGCUCCGCGUGCGGUGAAAGAUUCGCCAAGCGUGAAAGUUUUCACGUGACGUGUCACGCAGGGCAGAAGUCUCUCCGCUGUUCGGUUUGUAAAACGGGUUUUGGUGACAGAGAGUCGCUGAUUCAGCACAUGAGAAUCCACACGAGACAAACGCAGUUCAGCUGCUCCGUCUGUGGAAAGGAGUUUGCGUGGAGAAGAUAUUUGACCAAACACAUGGAAGUCCACGCAAAGGAGAGACUCAGGAGCUGCGGCGUCUGUGACCGAGGACUCUCCCAUCAAACCCACACUGAGGACAGCACAGAGGCAGAGUCUCCAGCAGUUGAUGGAGAGGACCGUGGAGGACCGGGGACAACCAGGACCUCAGCUCCAGACAGACAUUUACAACCAGGUAGGGACGACCAGACUCUGGACUCCUGCGAACCUGAGACUGAUGAUGAUGGUUUUUGGAAAGAGAGCAGGAAACGUGAGUCAAGUUCAAACUGUGUAAAGGACGAAAUGUGUGAACGUGAAAUGAGGAGCAACGCUGAGUCGGAUUCUAACGCUCCGAGCGCUGACCGGGGUUUUUGGACAGACAACAGGAAACUGGUGUCACGUUUAAAACCUGUGAGACCUGAUGAAGUGUCUCAGAGUGUCUCCACAGACUGCAGUCAAACUACAGGAGAGAAACUGAUGAGUGGCUCCACAAGUGGUGAACAGUUUCCACAAAGAGAAGGUCUGAGCCAGCACUGGGCCCUUCACACAGGGGCCCUUCACACAGGGGCCCUUCACACAGGGGCCCUUCACACAGGGGCCCACAGGGAGGCGAAGCAGGAGGACCCAGAGCCCCCACUUAUUAAAGAGGAAUGGGACGAGCUUCAGGGCCUGGAGGAGGCUGAAAUCAGCAGGUCCACAUUCAGUCGUGUCCCUGUGAAGACUGAGGACGAUGAAGACAAGCCUCAGUCCUCACAGCUCCAUCAGAGCCACACUGAGGAGACCUGUGGAGGACCAGGACCUGGACCAGCCAGGACCUCAGACCCAGACCGACGUUUACAAUCAGAUUCUGAUGAAAAGACUUCAGACUCUUCUGAACCUGAAACUGACGACAGUGAUUUUUGGAAGGAGAGCAGGAAACCUCAGUCAGACUUAGGCUCGUUAACCAUUAAUGAAUCAGCUGACGGCGAUGUGGAUCGCGGUUCUGGAAAGAUCCGCUUCAGCUGCUCUGAUGAAAAGGCGUCUGAGUCCCUCGGACCUGAGAGCGACGACAGUGUGGACAGUGACUUUUGGAAGGAAAGCAGAAAACCUCAGCUCAGUCCAAACUCGGUGAAAAGCAGCGACGCCUCUGAAAGUGACGUGAGGUGUAACGGCGUGAGGAAACCGUACGGCUGCUCUGAGUGUGGGAAACGAUUUCUGUACGUUUGCCACAUGAAGGCUCACAUGAGACGACACUCGGUGGAGACGCCAUUCUUCUGUUCUGUCUGUGGACAGAAAUGUCUUUACAGAUCCCACCUGAAGAUUCACAUGAGAACUCACACGGGAGAGAAACCCUUCGUCUGCCCAGUGUGUGGGAAGAAAUACGCUCACAAGGCCAGCAUGCAGUCUCACAUGUCCGUCCACACCGUGGACAAACAGUACAGCUGCACUGUGUGUGACCGAAGCUUCGCCUGGUUCACAGAGCUGAAGUAUCAUCAGUGUGUCGGCGAGUCCUCCUCCUCCUUUCAGAAUAAGUGACAGGAAGUGAUGCUGCUUAGUGAUGGAUUUCAACAUUAAAGCAACAGGAAAAGUUAAAUUUGAGUUUCUUACAAUGACUUUUAUUUAAUGAAAAAGUUUUUCUGCUUUCAGUUACAGCUGAAAACUUAAAGUCAAAUUAUCAUCAUUGUCAUUGAAGUUAUUAUAAUUUGUAAGAAAAGUUUGCUUCCUGUUGGUUCCACUGAGA
This is a messenger RNA of Toxotes jaculatrix (banded archerfish), 6169 nucleotides long. Its product is annotated as zinc finger protein Xfin-like. The transcript is spliced from 5 exons. The coding region runs from base 322 to 5964 and encodes 1880 amino acids. The record is from RefSeq and is a predicted model, not a curated record. Lineage: Eukaryota; Metazoa; Chordata; Actinopteri; Toxotidae.